Messenger RNA from Cadophora gregata, 1506 nucleotides. RefSeq lists its product as uncharacterized. The record is from RefSeq and is a predicted model, not a curated record. The transcript has 2 exons. Bases 178 to 1377 code for a protein of 399 amino acids. Lineage: Eukaryota; Fungi; Ascomycota; Leotiomycetes; Helotiales; Ploettnerulaceae.
GUGGUGAUUAAUCCUCGGCAUCUUCCUUCCAAUAUAUGGACGGGAGCUUUUGGCAUCGUUUUUGUCUUUUCUUUGGAUGAAUGCAGUACCUGAUGUGUUGUGUGAACGCCAUGGCUUCCACAUUCUUAGGAGUUGUUGGUAUCAUGCAUUCUCAUGACAGAACAUAAAGACUCCUGAAUGCCCAUUCCAUUCCCUCCUCCAAGAGAAGCUCAAUUGCCUCCAUCAUUUCGCCAUCGAUCUCGAAUUCAAUCCUCACAGAAUAUGAAGGUCUCUACAUUCACGCUUCUGCUCGGCUCUACUGCCCUUGCUUCGGCUAGAACAAUCACUGUUACGGAACAUGGUCCUUUGACAAUUCAGCAAGCGAUCGACUAUGCACACCCUGGAGACAGGGUUGUUGUCGAGAAGGGUCAAUACUACGAGCAAUUGACUAUCUCGAAAGGUUUGUCGCUCGUUGGUCGUGAAGCUACUCUUCUGCCUCCAAAUGCUCCAGUAAACAACACUUGCUCCGGAUUAGCUGGCCCGGCAGUCAACCCCGAUCCUGACAACAUUCCCGAUGUUCCCAGUCAAGCAGGAAUAUGUGUCACAGGCACUGGCGUACACUUAGGUGACUUCCCUGGGUCAGAACACCGCAAAUUCAGCUCCGUGGACAGCAGUGUUAAGGGAGUAACCGUCACUGGCUUCACGGUAAAGGACUUCUCUGGAAUUGGUAUCGCCGUAGUCGGUGCGCGCGACACUGUCAUUUCGGGCAACACGGUCAUAGAUCACAACUUCUAUGGGCUGCUUGCAGUCGGUUCAGCAGAUACCGAAUUCAAGAAAAACGGUGUAGUCUCCACACCACUGCCCAACCCGUUCAUCCGGGUCAUCGGUAUUUGCAUGGACGACAAACACGACGCCAGUGUUCACGACAACGACAUCGAUGGGUAUUGGCUUGGACUGUGCGUGCAAACGAGCGGCAUGAACGUAUACAACAACAAAGUUCACAACACGUGCAUUGGCACCUAUGUCGAUCCCGAUAUCAAGGGCGUCAGAGUUCACGACAACGUGAUCGAGCAUGUUGGACCCAACUGCAAGGAUAAUCCUAUCUUUGGCAAUGCUCCUGGAUACCAAUUCAGCUUUGGGAUUGGCCUUUUCGGAGCCAAGAACACGUUGGUGAAGAAUAAUGUCAUCAAUGACAUGCAUCGAUAUGGUGUUUGGAUCCUCGAUCAGGGUGCUGUGCUUGCUACUGGGAAUGUGAUUGAGAAGAAUACGAUUAGCACUUUGUCGAACCCGGUGGACCCAGCAGACGUUGAUAUUGAGGUUGACUCAGUUGGGAAGGGAAAUGUGGUGAAGAAGAAUAAUGUCUGCGUGACGUCGUUUCCUGCUGGACUAUGCAAGUGAAGUAUGGAGGACAUGUAUUACAGGCGAGCAGAGUGGUGGCCGGGUGGGGUUGUUUCUCUUCUAACUUGCAUUAACAAAAGGCUAUGUAGUCAGAUAAGCCAUUAAUUGAUCAAACAAAUUGGUUCUCGG